This is a messenger RNA of Lynx canadensis (Canada lynx), 573 nucleotides long. RefSeq names its product interferon alpha inducible protein 27 like 2 (gene IFI27L2). The record is from RefSeq and is a predicted model, not a curated record. Lineage: Eukaryota; Metazoa; Chordata; Mammalia; Carnivora; Felidae. Gene Ontology annotation, cellular component: membrane; mitochondrion. Gene Ontology annotation, biological process: apoptotic signaling pathway. Bases 114 to 554 code for a protein of 146 amino acids. The transcript is spliced from 4 exons.
GGCAGGACUGGCUCUGGGUUUUGCUAGGGGCUGACCGCGCCGAAGGGCCUGCCCCGCGAGGGGCAGGCCGAGUUUCCAUUGGAAAUCAUGAAAUCACCCCCGCUGGUGCUUAGAUGUUUCCAGAGCUCUGCGAGGACAAGGAAGGCGGCACCAUGAUGAAACGGGCGGCUGCCGCUGCAGUGGGAGGAGUCGUGGCCGUGGGGGCCGUGCCCGUGGUGCUGGGCGCCAUGGGCUUCACCGGGGCGGGAAUCGCCGCCUCGUCCCUAGCGGCCAAGAUGAUGUCCGCCGCUGCGGUCGCCAACGGGGGUGGAAUCGCCGCGGGCAGCCUGGUGGCGACGCUUCAGUCGGUGGGGGCAGCUGGACUCUCCACAUCAUCCAACAUCCUCCUGGCCUCCAUUGGGUCAGCUUUUGGAGCCUUGCUGGGAGGCUCAAAAAAGGAACCUUCUUCCUCUUCCCCAGCAGAACCCGGGUCUGAAGGGGAACAGCCAGGAGAAACUGAAUCCCAAGUUCAACCUCCAAACCCCCCGCUCAGUUCAGAGAAACAGGAGAAAUAAAAAUCGCGUGUGGAUGCAC